CAACAUCUCCAGCUGUCGAGAUCCACUUCUUCCUUUGCGUGUCUUUGGCCACUGCUCGCGGAGAGAUAAGCCGAGGGGAGCACUAGCUUCCACCAUUGGCACCCUCAGCGGUGUUUGCUGCCCACCAUGUCACCAAGUAUAUAGGACUGUUGCUCCACUCCCAUCAGCUCACCCACUGUGUCUCAUUAUCUAACUUCUUUCUCCGUCACCCCGCCGCAUUAGCUUUUGAUUCGUAGCCUUCUCUCUCCUUUUUGCACAAUGCCUUCGUCUACCGUAGAGGUUGCUGCUGUGCGCGCCUUUCCCACCAUCAAGCAUGUCCGCACCUUUCUCACACAGGGACCCGGCUCCGGCGGCGACUAUCACAAUGUACACGGAGGCCAUUGGCUGAUAGACAGCAAGAUAUCGACGCCCAUGUCGCAGUAUGAGACCUACAGGAAGUCGCGGACCAGUUGGGGGAUCAAUGUCCUGGGCUCUUUCUGCGUCGAGCUUGAAGCUUCAGAUGGGACGAAAGGGUUUGCUACAGGGUUUGGAGGACCUCCAGCAUGCUGGCUGGUCCAGGAGCACUUUGAAAGGUUUCUGAUAGGUCAAGAUCCCCGUAAUAGCAACCACCUGUUCGAACAAAUGUACCGCGCUUCUCUCUUCUACGGCCGGAAAGGACUUCCCCUGGCUACUAUUUCCGUCAUCGAUCUGGCCCUCUGGGAUCUGCUUGGCCAUAUACGCAACGAACCCGUCUACAAGCUGAUUGGAGGCUCCACUCGUGAUUCCCUCUCCUUCUAUUGCACCGGCCCCGCUCCUCUCGCAGCAAAAGAAAUGGGCUUUUUCGGAGCAAAAGUCCCUCUUCCCUAUGGGCCAGGCGAGGGCCAAGAAGGGUUCAAGAGGAAUGUCGAAUUUCUUCGAAAACAUAGAAAAGACGUCGGCCCUGACUUUCCCCUGAUGGUGGACUGCUACAUGAGCCUGAACGUCAGCUACACCAUUGACCUGGUUGCUGCGACGAAAGACCUGAAUCUGAAUUGGUGGGAAGAAUGCCUUUCCCCGGAUGACGUAUCGGGUCAGGCACUUCUGAAACGCGCCCAUCCGACCGUCAAGUUCACGACGGGCGAGCACGAGUACUCGCGCUAUGGAUUUAGGCAGCUAAUCGAGGGACGAAAUGUUGACAUUCUGCAGCCCGACGUCAUGUGGGUAGGCGGACUCACUGAGCUCCUCAAGAUAUCUGCACAUGCGGCUGCGUACGAUAUCCCCGUUGUACCUCAUGCAAGCGGACCGUACUCGUACCACUUUGUUGUCUCUCAGCAGCAUUCACCAUUCCAGGAGUAUCUAGCGAACAGUCCGGAUGGGAAGAGUGUGAUGCCCGUUUUCGGGAGUCUCUUCUUGAACGAGCCCGUUCCGACAGGAGGGGUACUAGAUGUGAAAGAGCUGGAUAGGCCGGGCUUUGGUCUGAUAGUGAAUCCACAGGCUGGACUCAUUGAUGCAAAAGGUAUCCUCAAUCCUAGGAUUGAGAGACCGUUGGCGACGGUUGGAAGGGAGGCACAGGGUGAUGAGACGAAUGGACACGCAUGAUUGGUUGAAAGUUUGAUACUCCUAGGGGGGCAUUUCAAAUGGCUACGGGAAGGGCUGCAUUGGGAAAAGGGUACGAAG
Westerdykella ornata is the source of this 1635-nucleotide messenger RNA. RefSeq names its product mandelate racemase/muconate lactonizing enzyme family protein. Bases 259 to 1557 code for a protein of 432 amino acids. The transcript has 2 exons. Gene Ontology annotation, biological process: carbohydrate catabolic process. Gene Ontology annotation, molecular function: magnesium ion binding; L-rhamnonate dehydratase activity. The record is from RefSeq and is a predicted model, not a curated record. NCBI's taxonomy places the organism in Eukaryota, Fungi, Ascomycota, Dothideomycetes, Pleosporales, Sporormiaceae.